Brassica napus (rape) is the source of this 1823-nucleotide messenger RNA. RefSeq lists its product as uncharacterized. Bases 401 to 1483 code for a protein of 360 amino acids. Gene Ontology annotation, cellular component: nucleus. Gene Ontology annotation, molecular function: DNA binding. The record is from RefSeq and is a predicted model, not a curated record. The transcript is spliced from 7 exons. NCBI's taxonomy places the organism in Eukaryota, Viridiplantae, Streptophyta, Magnoliopsida, Brassicales, Brassicaceae. Gene Ontology annotation, biological process: regulation of DNA-templated transcription; defense response to fungus.
CGUAAGCAAAAGCUGAUGAACGAGAACCUGGGAAGAAUACUUGACCAUUUUCGAAUCUCAUCUUAUUAAAAACAUAUCUUUGGUUCAGUCACUAAUUAGUUAGUAUUUGAUUUUGUCUCAGUUUAGACGAAAGUGAUAGUUAGAUAGCCAAAAAUUGCAUUAGCUAAAUGUAAACGUCACGUCAGGUUAUUAGAUUAUGUUUAUUUUGUAGUCGUCGAAUAGUAUGUUUCUUUAUAAGUUUAAACAAUAAAGUCCCCUUAACAAAGUAUAAAUACGAUUAUUCCACAAAAUCUUCAUUACUCUCUCAUUAUUAACUAACCUCUCAGCAACUGCAAACACGUUCUUGUUCGAAGUUUAGCGUCAUUCUCUCGCGAUUCCUCUGUUCCACUGAUUCUCUCUAAUGGCGGACAAGAAAGACUUAGACCCAAAUCAUCCCGCGGAAGAUGGAACGUUUCUGUGCCCAGUAAAGAAGAGAGCAAUAGCUGAAAGAUCACUUACUGGGUUUGGUAGAGCACACGAGCCCGAGUUCAAGAAACAGAGACUCGAACAGCUCCAGAGGAAAGCUUAUCACUCUGUUCUCCUUGCUUCCAAAUCAGAAUCCUCGGGAACAUCACACAAGUCUCAUAUCAUACAAAAGCUGAUGAACGAGUGGAACAUCGAUCAAGAAACUCACAUCUCUGUUGCGCAUAAGAUUGAUAACUCUGAUAAGAAUGCAACUUGGAUGAUUCCAAACUCUCUUCCUAAUCCAGAGUCUCUUGUUGGUAAACGUGUCCAUGCAAGAUCCCCUGAUGAUGAAGAUGAUGAUUCACCAACGAACAAGAAGAUCAAACUCCAUAAACAGGCUUACGACCAUGUUCUCCACGCCUUCAACGCAGAAUCUCCAGCACUAUCACACUCAAGGACUUUGAUCAUGCAACACCUCCUUGACGAAUGCAACAACAAAGCUCAUAUCAAUAAGAUAGUGGAGCCAAGAUCCAGACUCUUACCCGAAGGCUUACAUUUUCGUCCAACAGAUGUUGAGAUGGCAAUCUUUUUGAAGCAAAAAGCUCUAGGACAGCCAAUAGAAGCCUGCAUCAUACCUGAAGAACGUCACGAUAUCUUCUCAAUACCACCUCGUGAUUUGCCUGGCUAUCCAGAAGAAACACAUUGGUAUUACUAUUGCUGGAAAUCUACGGGACAACAAGACCCUCGAAGUCUCUGGACACGGUUCCGUGAAGAUACUGCUGUCUUCGAUGAAGAGGAGAACUGUGUCGCUGUCAAACGUAGGUUUACUCUCGUUGAGCGGGAAGAAGAAUGUAAUGACGUUUUCUUGCCUGACGAAGAAGAGCCUCCAGUGGAAGAAUGGUUCAUAAAAGAGAUUAGUCUACCACCAAGUGUUGCAGAUAGUGAGUUUGUUUUGUGCCAUGUCGUUCUCAAGAAAAGGGAGAAGAAGAAAGAAGAAGAAGAAGAAUACUACGACGAAGAAGAAGAAGAAGAGGAUUAAAUCGUUACAAUGUAAAACAUACAAAACUGCUUUUAUGAUUUUGCAUUUUACUUAGUUUUACUGCUCUUCUCAUGAGAGAAUCUUAUCGUUCCAUUUAGGUCGGGAGAUGAAAAACUUGAAAACCAAAAUGUAUCUGUUGAGAAACUGUUUUAAGAUAUGUUGUGUUGGCACAGAAAAAAAAAAGAUAUGAUGUGUGUUUAGGUUCAUAUACAUAGAACAAACCUAGCUUUCUCCCUGAGAGUAGUCUCUCAGUCUCUGCUUGUGUUGUGGCCUCAUCAAAUGGUGUCUUUUAGAGUUGUGUUGAUACACGUUUGUUAAGUAAAGCAACUUUGUGUGUUUA